Trypanosoma theileri is the source of this 3075-nucleotide messenger RNA. RefSeq names its product protein phosphatase 2 (formerly 2A), regulatory subunit B. The transcript has a single exon. Gene Ontology annotation, molecular function: protein phosphatase regulator activity; calcium ion binding. The coding region runs from base 1 to 3075 and encodes 1024 amino acids. NCBI's taxonomy places the organism in Eukaryota, Euglenozoa, Kinetoplastea, Trypanosomatida, Trypanosomatidae. Gene Ontology annotation, biological process: protein dephosphorylation. The record is from RefSeq and is a predicted model, not a curated record. Gene Ontology annotation, cellular component: protein phosphatase type 2A complex.
AUGAAAAAUGAGAGACCGUUCACUGGAGCGGUUUUUUCCUAUUUAGAACAGCAUCAAGUACUCUUGAGUGAAGGUAUGACCUCCAAUAAGGGUGAGAGUUCUGUUUCUGGUGGUAACAGUGUCCUUACUAAUAACGGUAGCAGCGGUAGUGGUUAUCGCUCGGGAGAGUUGGGUUUUGGAAAAUUAACACCAUCACCGCCAACGUCAUACUCAGGGCGAGGAAGACCACAGGGAACCUCUCGCUAUGAAGGAUUUGAUGAUUGGAAACAGAGUCCAUCUUAUGGUGGACGUCGUGACGGAAGUCAUUCUCAGCGUGGUUACAGUGUUGAUAUUAAUGGUGGAUCCCAAACUCGCCAGGGUAACGAUUAUGGUCGUAGUCAUUCUAUUCAUGGCGUUCUACCAAUGGAAGAAGGACAUUUGUACCAUACAGAAGUAGUAAAGAACGAGAGAGAGGAUGUUUUUCGUAGUGCAUCUGUUCCAACUUCACGUUCAGAGUUAUCCUACUCUUUGAUGUUUAACAAGAAUUCCCGAUCCUCUACACCUGCCUCUGGAAGGAACAAAUCUGUCUUAAAUGGCAAUAAGGCUUUUCCUGAUAUACCAUUGCUUCUUGAGAAUGCAUUGACAGAAAAACAAAGUUCAAGCGUUAGAACCUGUCUACAAAACUCUACUGGAUCAUCUCAAAUAGGAACAAAAGUGAAGGUACUUGAACUCUUGGAAUAUUGGAUGAGUGAUGUAGCGACGGCUGACGCUAUUGAACGUUUAGUUAAAGAGGUUUUCCGAAAAGCCAAGUCUAGUGGUGAUAAUACUGAUGUGGGGACGAAAAAUAAUGAUGGACAUUAUGGGGAUAUUGGAAAUAUGAAGGGUGAUGAAUUAAGUUUAGGAGCUCGCCAACCAAAUGAAGAGGAAAGAGUACUUAAGUCAAAAGGUAGAUCACCCUCAUCAUCAUCAUCAUCAUCAUCAUCGUCAUCCUCGUCCUCAUUGCCAGGUACCUUCACACAGAAUUCCCCUGAGCCAAGGGGUGUAAAUAGAGAGGUAACAAUGAAACAAGAACAAGAACAACAACAGGAGCAACAACAACAACAACGGCAACAACGGCAAGAACAAAGAUUACAACAAGGAAGUGAAGAAGUUAGUGGAAUUGAUGUGAUAAUGAAGAAAGAGGAUGUUACCAGUACAUCUCCAAGACGUAGCUCUCCUUUUACAGAAGGAUCUUUAACUGCUCAGGAAGUAGUAAUGGCACCUCCUCGCCCACGUCCACCAAAAGCACCAAAGGCUCCAAACUCUGCAUUGAUUAGAGUAUUGAAAAGUGAAAAAACACCUUCACAAAAUUUUACCACCAAGGCAGCGACAUAUGAAGAUAUCCCCCGUUUCUAUUACCCAGAAGGAGCACCACAGGUAAAAGAGGAGAAACUCAUUGGACCUAUUAGUAAAAUGCAUGAAAAUCCACAUCUAAAACUUGUAGAGGGAAUGGUAAUCCCUACAGCUGUUUACACUACUCAAGAGGAUCGAGCUGCUGUCAUGAGUGCAGAUGCGUUCAGGGGGCGAAAAACUAAGUCCCUUCCAAUAGCUCAGCUUAAAGCAAUGGAUGAUAAGGAUGUUUACAGUUUUAUUCAAAAAGAGUUUAGUCGUCUUCCAUCUUUUCCUAGACAUCAACAAGGCACACGUCCCCCAAGAUCAAUGGGAAAAGGAGUUCUGGGUAUGAGUAGCAGCCUACAAACUAGACAUGGGAUGAACUAUAGGUUACAGUUAACAUUAGCAAUCCAAAGAAUAUGUACACAGUGUUUUGGAUUACCAAAAUAUUUUGCCUUUCUCAUAAUGAAGAUUUUACAAGCGAACACAGAUAAUGGGAAUACCAGUUCAAAGUUAAUUCGUGGAAAUAUGCCUGUGUCGAUGUCUUCUUCUGUACUUUCAGGAUCAACUUCUACGUCUCAAACAUCAUCAGUUACAGUGGAGCAAUUAUGGGAAUUAUUUGAAUCAUACUUGCGUGGUCGGUGCAUUCUCCGUCGAGUCUUUGAAAUGUUUCUUCUUAGUUCUAGAGUUCUUACAAGUAGUUCAAUCACACCUCUUGGGAAGAGUGGAAAGUCAAGGGAAACGUCAGUUGUAGAAGAAGAACUACCACCAGAUCUACAGCGGCAGCGGCAGCAACAGCAACAGCAACAACAACAACAACAACAGAAAGAUCGUUCGUAUUUAUUACCGGAGGAUUUCCGUGCAUACAUUGAGGUACUACUGGAAUUUCACCCUGGUCUUGCAUUUUUAAAACAAACACCCGAUUUUCAAAGUAGGUAUUUGGAAACGGUUAUUUACCGUAUAUUUUAUGAUUUGGACCGCUUUGAUCGUGGUCGUAUAUCUUAUACUGAAAUGGAACGAUCUUGUUUUUUAGACGCACUUCGCCUAGUUGACGCAACCGAUGACAUAAACUCUGUACUCCUUUACUUCUCUUAUGAACACUUUUACGUAUUGUAUUGUAGAUUUUGGGAACUUGACGAGGAUCGGGAUAUGCUUUUGUCAUUUGAUGAUUUUAUUAAAUACGCCCCAGAGGGUGUAAUGAACCCAGUCAUAGCAGAACGCACAUUUAGCGGUAUGGGUCGCCGAUCCACCUGUGCAACAAAGAACCGAAUGAACUAUGAGGACUUUGUCUGGUUUUGUCUCUCAGAGGAGGAUAAAUCAACAUCAACAGCGAUACGGUAUUGGUUUCGAAUUCUGGAUCUUGAUGGUGAUGGAAUACUCUCCGCAUAUGAAUUGCACAAAUUUUAUGAUACAACACGAGAAAUUUUGUUAGCGCACAUACCUGAUGGAGCUGUAUCUGUUGAGGAUGUAAUUUGUCAAAUCUUUGACUUGUUUGAUGCGGAUGUGGCGCGUGGACUGCGACUUAGUGAUCUUCUCUCCAACCCAGAGGCCGCAGCUGUGGCCCUCAAUAUGAUGACGAACGUGGUGCGCUUCCUGCAGUUUGAGCAGAAGGAUCCACUCGUCGCCCACCAGGAGCGGCUGCAUGGUGGAUUAGAGCAGACGCCGUGGGACCGCUUUGCACGGGCGGAGUACGACCGCAUGUCACAGGAGACACUAUCCGAGUGA